Molecule: messenger RNA, 912 nt
Organism: Helianthus annuus (common sunflower)
Lineage: Eukaryota; Viridiplantae; Streptophyta; Magnoliopsida; Asterales; Asteraceae
Product: protein LAZY 1-like
Exons: 5
Coding region: 1-912 (303 amino acids)
Biological process (GO): regulation of auxin polar transport; gravitropism
Source: RefSeq, a predicted model, not a curated record
AUGAGGGCACUUGGAUGGAUGCAGAAAAGAUUCCGGAAAAACAAUGAACAAAGCCCAAAUGUUUCCACAGGGAAAUCCUGUUCUUGUUUCUCAGCACUAUGGGAGCUUAACGAGCAACAAUAUUAUUCUGAAGCAAACAAUAAUUCGGCACAAUUCAGGAAGCCUGUUGCACUUGAAGCACGUGGAGUGGAAAUAACAAACAACGAAGAUAUUAUUGAAACGGAACCCGAUAUUUUUCAUGGCCUUCUUGCAAUUGGGACUCUUGGUUCUGUUAUAAUUACCAAAGAACCCAUAACACCAAAACCAGCAACAGAUGAGGAAGAUACCCAUGCAGGUGAGCAGUUUCUGAAAGAACUAGAAGAAGAUACUAAAGAGAACAAAAAUAUGGUCGUCUAUCCACUGAAAGAGUAUAUUGAAAUUCCCGCUGUCAAAGAAGAUGAAAAGGAACAGAAGGCUGUGCCUGAACACACUUUUAAGAAAAAUGGUGCAUCCUACAAGAGAGCGGGAAUACUAGACAAAGGGGUAAAAAGAGAAACUCGAGCGUUUCAUUUUAUGAAGAACAUGCUGAAAAAGCUCGACUUUGCAUCAAGGUGCAGCACAACUUCUGCUUUUCGUAGUAAUGAUAUUAUUUGUGAUUCAACUGAGAAGACACCCACCAAGGUCUUCCGGAAGUCAAGAAAAAUCCAUCCAGAAACAGCUGAAAUUCAUAUCAAUAUGUCACAUAAGUAUGAGGUCAAGAAGAUGUGUUAUGAUGAGACUUAUGACAAAGAAGCGGCAUCAGAUGAUGAAGAUGACAUGUAUUAUCAAGACGCGAUGUUUAAGAAAGAAACAAUUAGCAGCAACAUCCAGCCAACUGGAAGAAAAGCACAUUGGAUUAAAACUGACGCAGAUUAUUUUGUGCUGGAGUUUUAG